GGACUCUGACCCUUCUAAUCUUCCAUGUCGAUUACUCUCAAUUGUCUCCGAACCAAAUUGGCAAAACAAUCCUUCUCUAAACUCUCUGAUCCCUUCUAUAACACCUUCUCAUGUCUCUUCUCUGUUUUCACUCAAACUUGAUCCUCAGACAGCUCUCACUUUCUCGGAUUGGAUCUCUCAAAUACCAAAAAUUCAAGCACAACGUUAGUUCAUACGCAUCUUUGGUUAAUCUUCUCUGUAGCCAUGGAAUAGCUUAUGAGGUGCCUAAAAUCACGAUAUUGAUGAUAAAGAGCUGCAAUUCAGCGCAAGACGCUUUGUUUGUUGUUGAUUUCUGUAGAACAAUGAGUAAAGAUGAUAGCUUUGAGAUUGGAUACAAGCUUACUCCUAAAUGCUAUAAUACUCUGUUGAGUUCAUUAGCUAGAUUUGGAUUAGUCGAUGAAAUGAAGAAACUUUAUACUGAAAUGUUGGAAGAUUUGGUUUCUCCAGACAUUUACACGUUUAACACAUUGGUUAAUGGUUAUUGUAAGCUUGGAUAUGUAGUAGAAGCAAAGCAGUAUGUGAGUAGGCUUAUUCAGGCUGGUUUGAAUCCUGAUUAUUUCACAUAUACUUCUUUUAUUACGGGUCAUUGUCGAAGAAAAGAAGUCGAUGCGGCUUUUCAGGUUUUUAAGGAGAUGUCUCAGAAUGGCUGCCAUAGAAAUGAGGUUUCCUACACUCAACUUAUAUAUGGUCUUUGUGAAGCAAAUAGGAUUGAUGAAGCUUUGAGCUUAUUGGUGAAAAUGAAAGAUGACAAUUGUUGUCCUAAUGUUCGUACAUACACAGUGCUUAUAGAUGCUUUGUGUGGAUCCGGACAGAAAUCAGAAGCUCUGAAUUUGUUUAAGCAGAUGUCAGAGAGUGGCAUUAAGCCUGAUGUUUGUAUGUAUACUGUGCUUAUUCAGAGCUUUUGUAGUGGAGAUACACUCGAUGAAGCAAGUGGGUUGCUAGACCAUAUGUUUGAAAAUGGGUUGAUGCCAAAUGUUAUUACAUACAAUGCAUUGAUCAAAGGGUUUUGUAAGAAGAAUAUGCACAAAGCAAUGGGACUGCUUAGUAAGAUGCUAGAGCAAAAUUUGGUUCCAGACUUGAUAACUUAUAAUACAUUGAUUGCUGGACAGUGUAGCUCUGAUGUAGUCAUGUACACUUCUUUGAUCAAUGGAUAUUGCAAAGCUGGGAAACUCGAUGAUGCUCGAAUGUUGUUUGAUAGUUGCUUGCCAGAUUUGUAUACUUUUAAUGCCUUGAUACAUGGGUUAUGUAGUAAUGGAGAAUUGAAAGAAGCCUUGUCACUCAAGGAAAAGAUGGAGAAGAUAGGGCUACAGCCUACACAAAGUACAUACACGACUCUGAUUGCAAGAAUGCUUAAAGAUGGGAAUUUUGAUAAAGCCGAUAAAUGUUUUAACGAAAUGUUGUCCUCUGGCCAAAAGCCUGAUGCGAAGACUUAUGGAUCAUUUAUCUCGGCGUAUUGUAGUGCAGGGAGAUUGCAAGAAGCAGAGGAGAUGAUGGUGAAGAUGAAGGAAGAAGGUGUUACUCCGGAUGAGUUCACUUAUACCUCAAUGGUUAAGGCUUAUGGAUCUCUAGGGCUGACUUAUUCUGUAUUUGAUGUCUUGAAGCGUAUGUUGGAUACUGGUUGUGAACCUUCUCACCAUACAUAUUUGUCUCUGAUCAAACACUUGUUCGAGAUGAAACAUAUGUCAGCGAAAGGUGGUGAAACAGGAAAUUAUUUGCAAGAGUCCCCGGAUAUUAUGUGGGGGAUGAUGGAGUUUGAUAUCGUUGUCGAACUUUUUGAGAAAAUGGUAGAACAUGGGUGUAACCCUGAUGCUAAAUGCUAUGAGAAGAUCUUGUUAGGGAUCUGUGAAGUUAGGAAUCUAGAGAUAGCACAGCGAUUAUUAAAUCGUAUGGAAGAAGGAGGAAUAACUCUAAGUGAGAAGAUUUGUAAUGGUCUUCUUAGAUGUUACUACAAGCUGCAAAAGUAUGAUGAAGCUGCAAAGGUUGUGGAAGAUAUGAUAUGCAAUGGUCACUCACCACAACUAGAGUUUUGCAAAAUGUUGAUUUGCAAGCUGUAUGAAGAAGGAGAAAAAGAGAGCGGCAACUCGGUUUUCAAAAAACUGCUUCGAUGUGGUUAUUGCGAUGAUGAAAUCGCUUGGAAAAUCCUCAUCGACGGUUUGCUUAAACAGGGCUUUGUAGAGGGGUUUUCUGAACUUUUCCAAGUAAUGAACACAAGUGGCUGCAAAUUUAGCACACAUACACAAUCAAUGCUUAUUAAAGGUCUUCAAGGGAAAGAUUGAUUACAUUUUACCAAUUACCACUUUAGUCACUUUGAUUGGUUAUAUCUUAUGUAUUUUUUCUUACAAAGAUAUCAUUUUGAAAUCUUUUGUGGUUCAGUCCAACUGCAUAGACAAAUGUAAUUGAAGUUUCUACUUUCUUGGUUUGGUUUGAAAAAAGAAAGAAAGAAAAAUUACUAAUUAUAAAAGUGUAAUUUGAAG
Molecule: messenger RNA, 2513 nt
Organism: Arabidopsis arenosa
Lineage: Eukaryota; Viridiplantae; Streptophyta; Magnoliopsida; Brassicales; Brassicaceae
Source: the annotation of a GenBank genome assembly